Caenorhabditis remanei is the source of this 2373-nucleotide messenger RNA. RefSeq lists its product as uncharacterized. Bases 1 to 2373 code for a protein of 790 amino acids. The transcript has 9 exons. The record is from RefSeq and is a predicted model, not a curated record. NCBI's taxonomy places the organism in Eukaryota, Metazoa, Nematoda, Chromadorea, Rhabditida, Rhabditidae. Gene Ontology annotation, molecular function: UDP-glycosyltransferase activity.
AUGGCGUGGUUUCUUUUUUACCCAUUUGCUGUUCAAGCAUCAAAAGUCGUAUUUGCAUCUACAGUAUUCAUAAAUAUCUACUUGAUCUACCUGACAAUAGCUCGCACAAAACGGAUAACUGGAGCAUACAAGUACAUGAUAAUCAUAUUCUCAGCUGUGGGGAUUCUGUUCACUUUCAUGAAAGCCACGUUGCAUCCGUAUCUUCAUUCUCAUAACUCUGGACUCAUGUUCUUCAGUUUGGAGCCUGAUUGGGGCAGUUUUGAAGCGGUUGAAAUCGCGCUUAUGGUGUAUACCGGAGUUUACUCGGCAAUGAUUUCUUUGCUGGCUAUUCAGUUUGUUUUCAGAUAUUGGACGUUGUUCAAAUAUUCAAGAAAUUAUAUGAGAGAUAGUCUGUACGACACUUAUCAAAUGGAUGUGGAGAAAACAGUUGGAUUCUUUGUGGUAGUAAGAAGUGAGGACCAAUCAAUACGGUGGCAUAAUGUUGCGUUUAUAGCUGGACUUUUGCUAGAUCUAGUUAUUCAAUACGUGAUAGUUAUCUAUUGUGGAACUACAAUGAACCAGAAAAUGCACGAGAAACUUGCCAAUUUCUCAGUUGCAAAUCGCAAGUUACAAGAGCAAUUAUUCAAAACUCUUGUUCUUCAAAUAACGAUUCCAUCCAUUAUCUUCCAUCUUCCGUUUGUUCCAGUUCUCUGCGCGCCUCUGUUGAAUCUACAAUUCGAUUUUGAGUCUGGGAUGAUUUAUUGUCUGUUCAGUCUCUAUCCAUCAAUUGACAGUGUGAUUUUGAUGUGUGUUGUUCACGAUUACAGAGCAGAAAUCAUAAAUGCAUCUAAAAUAUUGAUAUUCAACCCAAUUUUUGGAUUCAGCCACGUCAAAUUUAUUAGUAAACUAGCUGAUAUUAUUGCUGAUCAUGCUCAUAAUGUGACAUUAUUCCAACCUUACCACAAUGCGAUGAAAAAUGUAGAAGGGUUAGUCAAAAACAAAAAUAUUGAGAUUCUGAACUAUUAUCCCACUCACUACGAUGAACUUUUGAAAAAAGAAACUCAAACAUUUUCAAUAUUCUGGGACUCUCAAUUAAUCGGAAACCCAGUACUUGGCGCAUUUAUGCUGCCUUUCGUUCUUGGAGGAGAGUUCAAAAAAACAUCAAUGGAGGUUCUCGGCGAUCAAAAUUUGAUCAAUGAUUUAAAAGAGAGGAGGUUUGAUGUGGUGAUGGCUGAGACAUUUGAGCUUACUGGAAUAUAUCUCGCUCAUCUUCUAGAUGUGCCGUGUAUUCCAAUGAUGUCAACAGUUCGUUAUCCAAUUUUCAAUGGAUUAUUUGGUCAGCCAUCAUUUCUUGGUACUGUCCCACAACAGGGUUCCCUUGGAGCCCCUGAAGCAGGUUUCUUGGAUAGACUCAAUGACAUGUAUCGCUUCAUAUUCAUGGGAAUUGCUCAAGAGAGAUUGAACAAAUAUCAGAACGACUUCAUUCAAGAUGCAAUUGGAAGACCAGUUCCAAACUGGAAAGACCUUGUGAGCCAGUCACCAAUUUAUAUCACAAACUCGAAUCCAUACCUGGAUUAUGCUGUUCCAACUACUGCUGCAAUAGUUCAUGUUGGUGGAAUCACAAUGAAUCUUGAGAAAAUGAAAAACACCGGAAAGCUGCCAGAAGAGUACGAAAAUAUUCUGAAGGAACGAGACUCUGUAGUUUUGCUUUCUUUUGGAUCAGUUAUCAAGUCGUAUGAAAUGCCUGAGAACUUCAAAGCUGGAAUCAUUCAAAUGUUUGAGUCUCUGCCUGAUGUCACAUUCAUUUGGAAAUACGAGAAAGAUGACGUGGAGUUCCAGAAGAGACUCCCAAAGAAUGUCCAUUUGAAGAAAUGGGUUCCCCAGCCUGCUCUUCUUGCUGAUAAACGAGUCAAAGUAUUUGUGACUCAUGGAGGAUUGGGAAGUAUAAUGGAAGUUGCAUACACUGGAAAGCCAGCAAUUGUCGUUCCGAUAUUCGGAGAUCAAAGCCACAACGCAAUGAUGCUAGCAAGGCAUGGAGGAGCAGUGGCUUUUGAUAAAUUUGACUUACGAUAUGGACAAAAAUUGGCAGGAGUUAUCACUGAAAUGAUUUCUAAUUCAAAAUACAAGGAAACUGCGAAAAUGUUGUUGGAAGUGUUAGUGAAUCAACCAAUCGACCCAAAGCUGAACUUUUUGAACCAUUUGGAUUUCGCUAUCAAGUUUCCGACUCUUCGUUCUCAAGUACCUGCAAUCCAGCAUGUCGGAUGGAUUGCUCAUUAUUAUCUAGAUGCUCUUGUUUUCCUUUUUAUUCUUGCAAUUGUUUUCUUAUAUCUAUCAUUCAAACUUCUUCAAAGGCUUUUGAACUGUUUCGUUGGGAAGAAACCAAAAAGUGAAUAG